Molecule: messenger RNA, 4789 nt
Organism: Megalops cyprinoides (Indo-Pacific tarpon)
Lineage: Eukaryota; Metazoa; Chordata; Actinopteri; Elopiformes; Megalopidae
Product: methyl-CpG-binding domain protein 6-like
Exons: 13
Coding region: 158-4570 (1470 amino acids)
Cellular component (GO): nucleus; chromocenter
Molecular function (GO): chromatin binding; DNA binding
Source: RefSeq, a predicted model, not a curated record
AGAGAGAGGGAGGAGGUGUGUGUGAGACUGCGAGUGAGAGGGAGUGUGAGUUACUGUUCAGCACACUCACUCAAGCCCUACCUGUCCUGUUGCCAUGUCCUGGAUUCUGGACAGGACACAGACCAGGGCUUCAGAAAGAUGAAAAGAUAACUCAGCAAUGCCAAAAACGCACAAGAAGUCAGAAGCCAAGAAUCGUGCGCAUGACAGACAACGCAAGAAUGAGGAGUCCUAUGGGUUUCAUGCCCGUCUGGUGCUGGAAGCCCAGGGCUACAAAACAAUGAUUGGCGGUAAGGCAGGCAGUGCUGACAAAGAUGGCUUCCCCCUACCGGCCGCACAGGUGCCUAUUGGCUGGCAGAGGAAGGUUAAGGGUGGGGCUGUGGUGUAUGUCAGUCCGAGUGGUAUGGUCCUGUCCUCGGUGGAGGAGGUGAGGGCGUACCUGCUCGCGGAUGGCACCUGUAAAUGUGGGCUGGAGUGUCCGCUACUCGUGCACAAGGUGUUCUGUUUCGACCCAAGGGCGGCGGUUCUGGGGCGGGGCCAGCUGCCCUGGAAGGCGGAGCAGGACAUGACUAAACUGUGUAACCACCGGCGGAAAGCGGUCGCCAUGGCAGCACUGUGCCGCAGCAUGCAGGUGUCCCAGGUGGCUUUCUCCGGGUGUCGCCCAGGUGCAGCUACAGGGGGCGCGACAGAGAGCAGAGACCAGGGUGAGGGGCACUCAGAGGGCCAGGAGACCAAAGAGCACCACCCCUACUCCCCUGGACCUUGCCUCUCAGUCCACCCCAAAUACAACAGCAGCCCCAUUCCCACCACCCACGAGGGCAACAGUACCUCCCCCCAGCUGUUUGUCUCACCCCCCUGCAACGGAUUGUCCCCUCACGCUCACACCAACACUAAUACACAGCAGCCAUCUGAGACUCCUGGGAAUCUGCCCCUUCCUACCCCUGCCCACUCCCCAUUUUCAUGCUACGGGUCACCCCAAACAUGCCACCACCCUCCCAGCCCUCACGCGCAGUACUCCCUGUCUCCCUCCACCUCCCACUCUGUGGUGCUGGCUGCAGGGCGAGUCAGACAGGACCACCAGCAGGGCGGCGCUGUUGGCUCCCCCCCUCCUUCCCCCUCAGGUAGCUUGGAUUGCCUCCAGCCUGGCCAGCGCUCACGUCAGGCCUCCUCCCCUGGCCUUGGCCUGGGGGCGGCCCCCUGUCCCCCAGGGAGCAUGUCAUCUCCCCUGCCUCUGACCACGCUUGGGCCCCCCAGAGGCCCAGUGCUGCCCUCCAGCCCCAGUGGAGCGGUGGAAGGCAUGCUCCAACAGCUCAAGCACAACAGCAACAACAGCACUGAGCCCUCCCCCAGUGACCAAAGCACUUCCUGUACCCCCCUUCCUCUUGACCCAGACAGGAAGAACAGGCCGGCCGGGGAAGGCUCGGGUCCUGCCCUCGGGCCGGGCGGUGCCGGUACCAUCGAGCUCCGAGCGGUACCACUCGGCCAGCUCCUGAAGCAGCAGCAGCAGCAGCAGCAGCAUGUCUCCUUCCCAGCCAGUAGCUUCCUCUCUGCAGCAGCCCGAGCCCAGCGGGCCGGCCAGAACCAGGCCCAGCGGGCCGGCCAGAACCAGGCCCACAGCUGCCAGAACCAGGCCCAGAGAAGCCCGUCUGGCACAGAAACCCAGCAGAACCAGGUUAUAAAGAGCACUUUACAAAACAGCCACAACCCUCCACAAAACAGUGCAUCCCCUCCACAUAACAGCCCCAUGCCUUUACAGAACAGCCCCUCUCCCCCAGCUCGAGUGCCCACCACACCCCCCAAGCUGCUGGCCCACCCAAGCACUUCCUCCCUUCCAGCUCCCAUGGAGAGGUCUUCCUGUUUGAGACAUCAGCAGCACUCUCCCACAAUGCUCAGUGUGCUGAAGGAGCCGGCUGGAGAUCUGCCUGCCCUGCCCAUGUCAUACUCCUCCUCUUCGUCCUCCUCUUCCUCUUCCUCCUCUACCUCGGCCUCCUUGCACUCUCAGCAGCAGAACCGCCCCCAGACCUCUCAUCUGUCCAUCACCCGGCCUGAUGCUCUGUCAGGCUCCUCCCAGGAACAGAACCCCCGCUCCCCGCCCCCUGCCCCACCACAUGCCCCGCCCCCUACCCCGCCCCUCUCCGCCCUCCUGCACAUGCUCAGUGUGCAGAGUGCGCAGGCUGCUGCUGCCCAGGCCGGGCCUGACCCUGCACCAAUCACAUCGCUCACCGGGCAGGGCCACACCCAGUCCUCCCCUCCGCGGCUCCUCAUUGGACAGCCAGCACAAUGCCAAACCCAGCCUUUGCCCCCCUCGCCAGCCGCCGACCUGUCGCCCCGAACCCAACACCCCGAGCCCACAGAGGAGGGACCCCCACCUUCACCGGCCCCCUUUGGUGUAGGGGAUUCUGGGAAAUCAGAAGCCACUCCCUCCAACUCCACCCACAGUCAGAGCCACGCCCUCCAUCAUACCACGCCCGCUGAUGCCACCCUGCCUGGACCUCAGGAUCUCAGUGACCGUGUCCUGGAAGGCGGGCCGGACGGGCCCGAUGGUGCUGUUCAUCAGAACCACGGCACUGAGGGGAACGGUCCAGCCGUGGGUCCUCAGGGUUCCUCAGACCCCGCCCCGCCCGGCGACGCCCCUGGCCCCCUGCAGCUGGCUGAGUCGUUCCCCUUCAUGUCCCAGGAGCAGCUCCUGCAGCUGCUCUCUGCCCCCUCUGGCCUGCCCUCCCUCCUGGCCCCGCCCUUCCUGGGCUCCCUGCCAGUGGGAGUGUGGGUGGGCGGUCAGCAGGGUCAGGCCCCAGCACAGACUCCGCCCCCUCAGCAGAACUCUGGCCUGCUGAGCCUGGGUUCGACCCCGGUGCUGGGAACUCAGGGAGAUCUGCCCGUUAAUUUCCUGGGGCUUUUAAACGCCACUCCCAGCGCUGCUGCUGCUGAUCUAGCCCUGGAUCUGAACCCAAACCCGGCCCCAGAGCCAGGCCCAGCCCCAGAGCCUGCCUGCAGCCCGGGGCUGGAUGCAGGAGAGAGACCCGGACUGCAGGCUCUGCUCCUGGCCUCCCUGCUCCUCGGCCAGCAGCAGCCUGCCUCCCUGCUGCCUCCUCUGGGUUCGCUCAGCUUCGACCUCCCCCUGCAGCAGCCGUUCCCCUCCUUCCUGGAGGGGGGCGCUAUAGAGAAGCCCCCAGGGCUGGCGGACUCCCUCCUCUCAGGCCCGGGGCUGCAGGAGGCCCUGCAGGGUGUGUGUCCACCAGCAGAGAGCGCUCUCCAAGCACUGCAGUCUCUUCUCCUCUCCACGGCCCCGCCCACAUCAGCCUUCCUGCCCCUGAGCCCCGCCCUGCUGGCUGCUGCGCUGGCUGCGGCGGAGCCCCCCCUCGUGCCCCCUCCCCCGCCCUCUCCGCCCCAGCAGGUGCAUUCUCAGGUGACUCUGGACUCCAGCUCUGUAGCAGAUGUAGCUGAUCCCCCCCAGCCCUCGCCAGGCCAGGGCAAGAGUGGCCCCCUGACCCCUCUGCUGCCCCCCAUACUGACCCCUGGAGUCCUGGGAGACCUGGCGGCUCUGAGUAACAUCAGCGGCCUUCUGGGAGCGGGGCCUUUGCUGCUGCCCCCCGUGCAAGCCCCCGGGCUGAGCGCACCACUGAUCCCAGGUCAGGGGUCCACAAUCAACCCCGUCACCUGUCUGCUCAACAACAUGCAGCUCAACCUGUGUCCUGCUCUUCCCAUGGGCGAGGAAAAGCCAAUUAUCACGCAGGAAAAGGAAGGUCCCGCCCCCCAGGAGGAGGUUCCAGCCAAUCAUGUGGGCCAGGAGUGUGCACCCAGCCCUGAGCAGGCAGUGGGUUCUGGGUCAGUGCUGGACCCCUACGCCUCCUUCAUGGACACCAUCUACACCUCUUUCCUGCAGGUCAGCAGCGAGCAGGCCGCUGACACCACGUCCACACGGAGUGCCUUACCCCCCUCCCAACCACGGGAGCCCCCGACAGUCCCACCCAGUGCUCCGCCCAUGGCCCCGCCCACUGCCCUGCCCGGCGCCCCACCCUGCAGCUCACCCACGGCCCCGCCCAUGACCGCGCCCUCCAUCAGCCCCCCGUGCGCCUACUCCCUGAGGAACCCUGAAGUGUCCCGCCUGAGCACAGACUCCGCCCAGUCUCUCGCCCGCGGCACCCCCAAACGCAGCGAGGACGGCUCCUCCACGGCCCCCCUCAGCCAGCUGGGUGACCUAGCCCCCACGCCCGCCUUCCUGGAGGAGGCCAAAAGCGACUGCUCCGCCCACUGCGCCUACAGCGUUGGGCUGCCCGCGGGCGGAGCCGAGGGGGAAGGGGAGGGGGAGGCACAGCCCCACCCGCAGCCGUCCCACAGUCGCAGCGAUCCAGAUAGCCAGGGUACCCAGGCCCCGGGACCCCGGAAACGGGGCAGGGGAGCAGGUGGGCAGGCAGCAGGUGCCAGGCGAGGAAGGAAGAGGAGACUGGGCCAGCGGAGGGCGCUGGCUCACUUCAAGGAUCUGGGCACCAGAGCUGCCAAGUCCAGAGCGACAAUGGCGCUGAUGAUGGCAGGGAAGUCUGCCAGGUCCAAGAAGAGGAGGGUUUCCAGGUAGCAGUUGGUGUGCCUGACCUGAGAUCAGACCAUGCAGUCGCUAACAGCAGUACUAGAGCAGAGAACUCCCCCCGUUGCUGUGCUGAGUACAGACACGCUUUUCUACAGUCACAGUGGGAACUCCUCCACUCUCCCGGCGCUCACAGGAGCCCAGCCCAGUCUACUCUCCUCCUACUCCGUCCUCACCUUCUCUCUCUUUCCCUUUCUCUUUCUGUCCCCC